AUGGGGCUUCCAGGGUGCAUUGCGGAGGCCUCAGCGAACCAGGCGAUGCUCAAUUCGUCUAUUUCGAUUCCUCCUCACGUUACGGGGCCUGUGAACACCACACAAGCGAAUUCAACAGUGUUAAAUGCUCCUCAAGUUACGCCUGCACCGAACCAGGCCACUGUAGAGGCCGGUGAAUUCAUGUUCACUCUAGUUAACUCUCACACGGCUCCGGUCGUGACGAUACAUGCGCAUGGAGCCGGUAACCCGGGAGCAGUCGGGAAAGACAACGAGCCACACACCAUGAGCCGAGGCCAAACCGAUACGUUCGCAGUACCGACUGGAUGGAGCGGACGGGUAGCCAUGUUCGAGGAUGGGUAUCAGAAGAUUCUCGAUCGAGCUACACUGUUGGAGGGUUCCUUCAUGGUCAACCAGGGCAGCGCACGCAUCGCUCUAGAUGUCAGCUACGUUGACGCUUUUACCGUACCGAUGGUGUGCGAGUGCAAUGACGUCGUAGUAUUGGGCUGCAACCUAAAUAUGAACGACAUUUGCCCGCAAAACCUCACGUUGAAUGCGAAGACUUGCAAGAACCCCAACAGAGAAGUCUUACACGGCGCUCCCGCUCACAACCCUUUCGGGGCUUGUAAAGGUAUGGCGUACACGUAUCCUCAAGAUGACUUGGCCACCAAGUACGACAUGCCUGGAUGCAGCCGCAGUACCACUUGCUGUAUCGGGACAGCCUGCAAGCCUCAUCCUGGGCAGACACUAUGCCCAGCGGGAAAUGGCCAGACGCGGCCAUGUGCUACACCAUAA
Molecule: messenger RNA, 792 nt
Organism: Annulohypoxylon truncatum
Lineage: Eukaryota; Fungi; Ascomycota; Sordariomycetes; Xylariales; Hypoxylaceae
Exons: 4
Coding region: 1-792 (263 amino acids)
Source: RefSeq, a predicted model, not a curated record